Baudoinia panamericana UAMH 10762 is the source of this 997-nucleotide messenger RNA. RefSeq lists its product as uncharacterized. The transcript is spliced from 3 exons. Gene Ontology annotation, molecular function: single-stranded DNA binding. Lineage: Eukaryota; Fungi; Ascomycota; Dothideomycetes; Mycosphaerellales; Teratosphaeriaceae. The record is from RefSeq and is a predicted model, not a curated record. Bases 61 to 537 code for a protein of 158 amino acids.
AGCGUACAGACCGACGACACUUCCUCCCCUUCAUACCACCACCGAAGUGAGACGGACACCAUGUCCACCGCUCGCAUGCUGCCCCGCGCAGCCACUUCCGCCCGCGCCUUCUCCACUACCACCGCACGUCCGCUUGCAAAGAUGCAGCUCAUCGGCCGUCUCGCAAACACACCCGAAGUCACACCCACAUCAACCGGACGAGACGUAAUCAGAUACAGUCUGGGUGUACAGUACGGCGCACGCGAUGAGAACGGGCAGCGUGCAGUGAGCUGGUUCAACGUUUCCAGCUUUUCAGAGGGUUCGCAGAGGGAGCUCCUGUGCAGCUUGCCAAAAGGCACCCAGAUGUACGUUGAGGCAGAUGCGAAGAUGGACACGUACGAGAAGGAUGGUACGAAGCGAAUGUCACUGAACCUGCUCCAGCGCAACUUCGAAGCGCUUUCAAGACCUCCUCAAUCUUCCAGCGAGUCCACGACGGGCGUGGAGUCGGACGCUGAAUCAGCGGCCAAUGAGCCGCUCAGCGGUGUUGGCCACUCAUAAGCCGUGUCAGGCCUCUUUCUACAUGUCUGGAAAUGUGUGCAUGUUGUGCAGCAUCUGUAGUGAAUAUCUAAGAUUGGGCCAGCAUGGGCUUGUCCCCUGCGUUGGAGGAUGGCGAGCUUGAAGCCCACAUUUUUGUCCGAGGACAGGCGCUGCUUCUGGAGUACUUAUGGAUGAUACCCGCUCACCUCUUAGGCUUGUCUACUGAAGAUGCUGCAUAUGAACACCUUUUCCAAGUCACGUGGAUUCUGUUCACUUGCUGCCUCUAUAGAACGAGAAGCGUUUUCGUACGGUCGUUCGAUAUUUGGACAAGUCAUUGCGAGUUAUGGUUUGCCUACGCAGCAAUUGCAGCUUCUAAGGCCUCUCCAGAUGCUUAGCUGUAGGUGGCAGGUUAAGGUGAGGCAUUUUCGAGCUCCGCGAUAUCGCUUAUCUGAACGAGCCACACUUCCUUCGCUCGGUAUCG